Messenger RNA from Anarrhichthys ocellatus (wolf-eel), 2855 nucleotides. RefSeq names its product premelanosome protein a (gene pmela). Gene Ontology annotation, cellular component: melanosome; plasma membrane. The coding region runs from base 67 to 2430 and encodes 787 amino acids. The transcript has 12 exons. Gene Ontology annotation, biological process: melanosome organization. The record is from RefSeq and is a predicted model, not a curated record. NCBI's taxonomy places the organism in Eukaryota, Metazoa, Chordata, Actinopteri, Perciformes, Anarhichadidae.
UUGGGGUUCAGGACUGCCGGGUAAAGAUCGGGGCUCAGAGAGCGGAGACAGACGACGAAAUACAGGAUGAGGACUCUGGUGCUGGUGCUGCUGGUUUUGACCUUCACAUUUGCAACUGCGAUGAAGCCUAGAAGUCAGUUCACGCGUUACCGCUCAUGGAACUCGCGGAUGUAUCCGGUGUGGAAAGAUGGAGACCCAAGAUUCAGGAACUGCUGGUUUGGUGGUGAUGUAACUUUUGAUCUGAAAAAUGACGCACCGACAUUGACAGGAGCAAGAGCAACCUUCAAUGUCAAUCUUAACUUCCCACCAAACCAGACGACGCUCUCUGAUGGGCAGGUGGUCUGGGCACAGAACUGCACCAUCAAUGGACAACAGUACCAGGAGGGUCAGGCUGUGUAUUCUGACCAGGACACCCAGUCAACUGGAGUUUUCCCCGACGGUACACCGUUCACCAGGAGCCAAGACAAGAAACCCCACUACGUGUUUGUGUGGAAGGCAUGGGGGCGUUACUGGCAGGUGGCAGGCGGACCAUCCUCUUCCCUCUCUAUCGGUACAGACAACAUCCCCCUGGGCUCCUACAACAUGGAGGUUGUUAUCUAUCACUGCCGUGGCAAAGACAAGUUCGUUCCUCUCGGCUAUGCCUCCACAGUUUUCGCCAUCACAGACCAGGUUCCCUUCACCAUAUCACUUGCCCAAAUCAAUGAUGUAAACCAGGACGACCAGAACUUCAUCCAGAACCGAGCCAUUGCUUUCAGCGUCAAGCUCCAUGAUCCCAGCCAGUAUCUCAACAGUGCCGACGUCAGCUUCAGCUGGGACUUUGGGGACAGCACUGGCACUCUGAUCUCCAGAGACCUCACCGUCACACACACAUACCUCACAGUCGGGACCUUCAAGCCUCAGGUGGUUCUGAUGGCAAGCAUCCCCAACGGCUGUGGAAACCCCACUGCUGUUGUUCCUAUGGAUGCCUCUGCUGCACCAGCAGUAGUUGUGAUGGCCUCCACCCCUGCCGCUGUCCCAGCAGCACCAACCGAGGGAGGAGAUGUAAUUGCCCUGGACGUUCCUGCUUCUGACGCCACUCCACUCGCUGUUUCUGUGCAGCCAGCUGAUGCAGAGGACGGAGAAGCAGUCAUUGAUACUGACACGGAUGCAGUAGAGGUUGCCUCAGUAGCGCCUGAAGGAGUUGACGCCGCUGUUGUUACAGAGGAACAAGAUCCCGCCAACACUGCUGCUGAAGCAGAUGUUGCCGAUGCAGCAGCAGUUGAGGUGGCCACUGCUGCCCCAGUUGCAGUUGAAGAGCCAGCAGAUGCUGAUCCAGCUGCUGAAGAUGCUGCUGCAGCUGUUACAGAUGCUGAUACAGUUGUUGCAGAUGAAACGGCAGUGGUUAUAGAUGCAACUGAAGAAAAUGCGCCUGUUAUUGAUGCUGCUGCUUCAGUUGCACCUGUUGCAGAGGGAGAAGAAACGGCAGUUGAGGCCGCAGUCACUGCUGCUCCUGCAGCAGAAGUAGCUGUAGAGCAAGAAGCUGACGUUGUGGCUGCUGAGGCUGCUGAGGCUACGGCUGCUGAUGCUGCAGAGGUUGUCCAAGCUGAAACAGAAGCCCCUGCUGAUAACGUUGUGGCCCCUGCUGCCACUGAGACCACAGCUGUAGAAGAGGCAGCAGCUGAUGAUACCGAGGCUGAAGUUGCAGCUACUGUGGCUCCUGCAGAGCAACCAGCAGGCGUUGAAGAAGCCGUUGCAGCUGAGGGCGAAGUUCAAGCAGAGGUGGAAACAGAUCCAGCACAGGUCGCCCUUGUUGUGGCUAAAAGACAAGCACCAGAGCUACCAGCCGACUGCAUGGUCUACCGUUAUGGCUCAGUCGCCACCUCUGUAGAUGUUGUCCAGGGUAUUGAAAGUGUGGAGAUUGUACAGAUGUCCAACGUUAUAGCGAUGGCAACUGAGUUGGUCCAGAAUGCUGUGGACCUCACCAUUACCUGUCAGGGAAGUCUGCCAAAUGAGAUCUGCACAGUCAUUUCAGAUGCUGACUGUAUCACGCCAAUGGAAACUGUCUGUAGUGCAGCUACACCCUCUCCAGACUGUCAAAUUAUCCUUCGUCAGUUCUUCAAUGGCUCUGGAGUAUUUUGCAUCAAUGUCUCCUUGACCAAUGAUGUCAGUCUUGCUAUGGCAAGUGCAAGAGUCAGUGUAACAGUAGCCUCCGGUGGUUCUCCAGGUGGAACAGCAGCCACAGUCCUGGGGGUUAUGAUUCUCGUCUGUGUUGUCUGUUGUAUUGGUUUGAUGUACAGGCGAUUCAAGCAGUACCAGCCACUAAGAGAAGACCAUGGUGACGGUAAUGGAGGCAGCUCGGCGGUGACAUCGGUGCCUUUGUUGUUGUGGAAUUUGCUGAGCCGACAGUCACCAGGAGAGAGUCGACCACUGCUUCAGGGGAGGAUUGUUUGAAUAGCAUCAUCAGCUCAUGCACUCAACAUUUACAACAUCUGGUAAAACAUUGACUUUAUACACAUAAAGUAAAUUAUGUGUAUAAAUUAGUCUUGCUCAAUGUAUUAAACCAGAACUAAUUAAAUGAACCAGCCCUGUGUAUAAUAUGUGCAAAAAUAGAAAGGAAUCAAGUGAGGAACAAAGAAGUGUCACAAGAAUGUUGAAACAUUUGUAGAGGAAAGUGAUAUUUAUUUUGACCUACAUAUUUUGUAUUAAUUAGUACUGGUAGUUUAUAGAAGCCAUAACUUAUUCUCUUAUUAGUGGCCUACUUAGAGUAAACCAAUUGGAAAAUCAUUGUUAACACAAUUCCAAUUCAUUCUUUUUACAAAGUAAUUUAAAUCACUUACAUCACAGAAUGUUAUCCUGUUUGCCCUGAAAUGAAUAAA